UGGUCCUAUUCCUUGGUGGGGACAUGUGGUGGGCCUUGCAGGGCAGCAGGAUUGUCUAGGCAGUAGUUUGGUAGGGGCGGGACCUCAGAAGUGCCUGGUACAGGCUUAGGCUGCCCCUUCCCUCCUCUAAACCAUGUUCCCCACCACUGAUUCUCAGGUUCCAAGAAGCUGGGGUGUUGCCUCCAUGCAGGCCUGAAUGCCCUUUCCUUGUCACCACUCCUCCAGAGCUGGCCAUAAACCUGGUGGGAGUGGGUGUGUCAUGUCCAUUUAGGCCAGACAGGCUCCCAGAGCCAGAACAUCCUCCAGCCCAUUUGACAGAUAAAGAAACUGAGGCCAGAUGGGCCCUACCUGCUGCCCUAGCUGAUGAGAGGCCUCAGCAGGCCUGGAGGGUGCCUGGCCCCCACUUCUGUUGGGCUCCUUCCCUUUAUGUCUGGAGGCUUGGUGGCAAGAUGGUCUGAGGCCGCUGUCUCCCUUCAGUCCUCUGCAGAGGCUGGGCUCAAGGGCAAAAUGGCCGCCAAGCAGCCCCCACCCCUCAUGAAGAAGCACAGCCAGACGGACCUUGUGAGCCGCCUAAAGACCCGGAAGAUUCUCGGCGUGGGCGGGGAGGACGACGACGGGGAGGUGCACCGCUCCAAGAUCAGCCAGGUCUUGGGCAAUGAGACCAAGUUUACUGUUCGGGAGCCUUUGGGGCUCAGGGUUUGGCAGUUUGUUUCUGCUGUGCUCUUCUCCGGCAUUGCUGUCAUGGCCCUUGCCUUCCCCGACCAGCUCUAUGAUGUGGUCUUCGAUGGAGCCGAGGUGACCAGCAAGACCCCCAUCCGCCUGUAUGGUGGUGCCCUCCUCAGCAUCUCCCUGAUCAUGUGGAACGCACUCUACACAGCUGAGAAGGUCAUCAUUCGGUGGACGCUGCUUACAGAAGCCUGCUACUUUGGGGUCCAGUUCUUGGUGGUCACUGCCACACUCGCUGAGACGGGCUUUAUGUCUCUGGGGAUCCUGCUGCUCCUGGCCAGCCGCCUCCUUUUUGUUGUUAUCAGCAUUUACUACUAUUACCAGGUCGGCCGAAGACCCAAGAAAGUCUAGCCGCCCCUGGGUCAGGGGACCCUGCCCAUACCUGGAGCAGGGUGGCUCUUGGGGGGCCUCUUUCCUUUGGGAAGGAAAAGGGACCCCUGCCCUGGUCCAGAGGAGAGGUGGUGGCCUUCGUUUCCUCCUGGGCACUCACUGGAUGCUGUGUUCUUCUGGGCUUCCAGGUUUGAGAUCCUGGUUUGGGGAGAAAUGGGGGCCUCUGCACCUCCAUUCUUUACUCCCCACAGUGGCACCUCCUUUCAUUGGGUGUUUUGGCCUCCAAAUCCUCUCGACAGACAGACUGAAGUCACGUUCCAGUCAUAGGGGUAAUGGGCUAAGUUGAGGGUCUAGCCUCUUCCAGGAAGUUCUUGCUUGAAAGAGGCUAUGGAUCACCCCCUCUCCUUCUCCCUAUACCCCCAGGCAACCUAGUGCCCAAGCAGCUGAACUGGGCUUCCCUCUGUGCCUGGAAAACCUGAGAACUUGGACCUGUGCCCCUACUUCUCAAUCUGUGUGCCCCACCCCGGCACACACACACACACACACACACACACAGAUACACGCAUGCGUGCACUCACGCGUCUCCCUUCUCGCAGCCCAGCAGACAGAGGGAAGGCAGGGGUGUGCUGUCUCUGAGUUGGCACUGCCUUUGCCCCUUUUCUACAUAGCCACGAGCCCUGUCCCCACCCCAGGCCCAGCCUCCAUGAGCUCUCUUGGGCCUUGCUCUGGGGUGCUCUUCCCCAACCAGUUCAGAUGCUGCCAGUGGCCACACCCACAGGCCCCCACAGACAGGUGGGCACAGACACAGGCCCCGUGGAGCCACUGUAAGUGAUGGCGUUUGGAGGUGGGGGAGGCAAAGAAAGCCGUGGCCUGCUGUCCACCUGGCCCAGCCCCUUUCCUAGGGAGCUGCCCUCCAGCUCCCCAGCCUAGAUUGCCGUCAAGGCCUGGCUGAGUAGGCCUCAGACUCAACCAAGGAAUAAGCAGGAACAUUUCAGUAGGCCCCUUCUCUCAGCUCCCCUCCCCACCCAGUGUCCCAGAGACACCUGCCCCGCCUGUCCCUACAGGCCCCCUCACCUGUUGCAAGUACCCCCAUAAGUCCUUCCCCCGAGUGCUCUCCUUCCUGUCAGUGGGCACGGCAGGACUGUCUAAUCCCGGGGGCUGAGUGAGAGAGGGGAAGCCACGGGCUCAGACUCCUCGCCUUUCCUGGGACAGAGUCGGGCAGCUGUGGAAUGCUGCUGCCUGGUGGGCUGGGCCAAGUUGUCCUGCAGCUACUUGCCCAGUGAUGUGGCCCAUGCCCAGCAGAGAGGUGGUACAACUAUCGUCACAGCUGAGGAGAGUGGCCAAGUGUAAUGGCAGGCCAGACUCUGGGGAAGGGUCCCUCUGUCCAACAUCUGAGUCUUUGCCUCUUUAGGGGGCUGUGCCCCUGCUGCUGUGCUGCCAGCAGCCGGGAGCCCACUGCCAAAGCCUCAGUCUCCCAUCUGAGCUAGGCCUGGUAAAGCCCCGCUGAUCCUCCAGCGGGUGACGGGGGUUUAUCCCCCAUUAACUGCUGGGCGUGACAGGUAGAUCCCACGGUAGGAGGCUGAAAAGGGAAGUGGAAGCUUGAGGUGUCCCCUGCCCGGGCAUCUGCUGGGGCUGCAGUCACCAAACCUUCCUCCCUAAGCUGUGGGAUGGCAGGGGGGCUGGGGGGGUCGCUGCUCCCAGGAGAUGGGGUUGCCCAGAGCUCAAUACCCUGUGGCUUAGUUAGAUUUAAUUGUAGUGAAUCCUGGAGGUGGGGGUGGGGGCCCCCCCCUGAGGUCAGGUAAGGUCUGCAGGACAGAUGUGGCCUGGGGGUGGGGGUGGUGGGAAACAUUAAGUCAAGUAAGUGUUAUGGUUGGGAAGGAGGCAGUGCCGGGUGGGGGUGUGGGGGAAGGACCCUCAGCGGGUGUGGACCACACCCCCGGGUACCAGGUCUCUGCUCCACUUGGGAUGACCUGGAAUGCCUCUUUCCCAGUCCCCCCUGCAGCUGGAACCUGGUACCCUCCGAACCUUCUGCCUCAGCCUCAGGCUACCCCAUGCCCCCCAAUCAAGACCACCUUUCUUCACGGUCACUAUUUAUUCUUCGUUCCUUUUUCUUUUUGUAAGAAACAGUCACAAAAACCAGUGCAAAACCAUCAGUGUGGGUGUCCUGUUUUAUAUUACAAAAACUCUCAAUAUAUAAUAUAAAAAGGGGGGACUCACAGGAGAUAAACAUGAUAAAUUAGCUCUGCUAUCUACCGCAAGGAACAUGUACAAUUUUCAAAAUAGACUUUCAACAUAGGACCUGUUGGGGAAGGAAAGAGGGGGCUCUGGGGGUACCAAGGCCCCGGCUGGUUUGGGGAGUCCUAUCUGGGCCCCAUGGGCAUGGAUAGCGAGGGGACAGGGAAAACCCAAAGCAACAAGACUGGAUACCAGCAGGGAUCCUGGAGAGGGGCCAGGCCCCUCACUCCCAGACAGUAAGAUAGGUGCCCUUUCUCCAAGACAACAGUAACUUCAGGAAAGUGGCUUUCAGUACAGGGCAGGGUGUGUGAUCAACAACAGUGUAUUCUUCCUUGUUCCUUUGCCUGUAGUGGGGUCAGAGGAGGUCUCAGUUGUGGGCUGUAGUAUCUUGGGAUGAGAAAAAGAGGCAUCCUUCUCCCACAGAGGUGCCACCUCCAGAACCUACUGUGGGCAUAGCUGGACAAGCCAGCUGAAUCCUGCAGAUCUUGCACCCUUGAAGGAAGCUGCCUUGAUAUGGGCUGGGCUUUCUUUUCCUUGGCACCUAGGGACUGGCCUCAGGCAGCCUUGCAAAUAGCUAUCAGUCUGAGUUCAGGUGGCCUGCUCUCCCUCUCCAGCCUGAGAAGAUGGGAAAGGCUGGGGAGCUGUUGCACCUUUAUGGAGAGCCCUUGGGAAGAGUCUUGGAACCACCCUUGAACCCACCUCAGCCAGAGGUUGCCCUGUGACCAGCCCUUCUAGAUCCUAGUUCUUCUGUGGUCCCUAGAAGCCUGGAAUGCUUCUGAACUAGAGCCAUGGAGCUGUACAAUUUGACCUAGUCUUGCCCAGCCGGGGUUUGGGGGUUUUGUGAAGCCCAGACCAGCCAUUUGCCUCUUUCAGGAAGCUGGAGGCAAUUAUGUAGGUGGGUCCAGAGAGGGUCAGGCCUCAAACCCUUCACAGGCUAGGCUGGGACCCCAGCUGCAGGUCCUUCUGGGUGCUGGGAGCUCAUUCUCUAGGGAGCUCAUGGCUCAUUUAAAAAGUGGCCCAGGCAUGCUGUUACAGGGACAAUUUGGGAAGACCAAAUCAGAAACCUAGGGCAAGGACCAGGACUGGUGGGUUCAGCAGGAGGAGGAUCACACUGAACCUUCACUAUAGGCACAGAGCUGGCUGCAUCUCAGAAGAGGGCAGGUGGCAGGCAGGGAGCUCUGUGUCUGAGCUCUGUGUCUCCCAGGUAACUGGGAAGCAUAAUGAGGCUGGGGGCUGGUACAAGGUGCCAGUAGCUUGUGAAACAGAAUGGGCUCUUCAUAGGAUCUGAAGAGGGACAGUGGGGAGAGAGCAGAGACCAGGCAUCAUGCUGCUCUUUCCAUCCCUGUGCCUAUGGCAGAUAUCACUAAUGAAAUUCUGGCAGACAAUCUGACAGACAUGAGUUAGGAUUGAGCUGCCCUCUCCCACUGACCCCAGGCCAAACCCUGGAUCCUCAGUAUAGCCUCCAGCAGCCACUCCUCCUGGAUCAGCGUCAGGGUGUCUUGUAAUUCAAUUGCCAACAUUGGCCUAGACUUUGAGGCGGGUAUGAGUGUUUGGGUGUGAAUCUGUGAGUGUCCCUGCCCAAGCCUAGAGGGAAUACUCAGAACUGAAUGGACAGUGGGAAGGGACAGAAGACCUUAUCAUAGCAGAAGUGGCUACAAUGCCUUGGGAAUAAUAGCCUGGAGAGAAGAGGGCUCAGGGGACAUGUAACUCUAAUGCUGGGAAGGACGGAACAAGUGGGAUGCCACGGACAGAACCACAGAAAAACAGAAAUCUCUUCUGUAUGUCAAGGCCAUACUAAAAUCAGAGCAGUCCAAAGACAGAAGGCUGCCUUGGGAGGUGGUAAGCUCUCUCUGUCCCUGGAGAUAUGCAAGGAGAAAGUGGAAAUGUUUUGGCAAGGGUCUGCAGAAGACAACCAAGCCUGGGUGGGGAGAAGGAGACCCAGAUGAUCUUGGGGGUUUCUUCCACUCUGGCAGUUGGGGAAGGACAUGGAAGGGGUGGCUUGUGGGGAGAGGUGAGCAGUGUGGACAAGGGAAUGUGAUGUGCACACAUGUGUUGGGUGGUGGUGGUGGGGGGGGUGCGGAGAGGACCCAUGGUACAAAGUCUUAGCUAUAGCACUGAGAGGAGGCAGCUCCUGGCCAGUGUGCCGUCUCUCUCCUGUGGGAACCAGGAUGCCCAGGCCAGGGGUGGGGAGAGUGUGUGAGCAGCAGAUGUGACAGAGCCCUGGAUGGAGCACCAGCAGCCUAGAGAUGACUCACGUUCUUGUUCAGAACUGUCACACGUGCUCUGCUACUGGACAGGUUGCUGCCCUGCUCUGGGCCUUCGAGAAUAUUUGGUCCAACAGAUAGGAAAGCAAGGACCCGGUAGCUGGGCUGUUCUUGCAUCCAGUGUCUGCAGCCCGCACUUGACCCUGGCCCGAGGUUGGGACAACUGCCCGCUCUGGUGGGCCAGGAAUUGCACUGUAAGUUCUGAGUCUUUAAGAACACGGCAGCUGAGUCUCCUUGGGCCUUGCCUUGGGCUUGGAUGACUUCUCUGAGGUUUUGCCUUUGCCUCCUUGUUGCCUAAAUCCUCACUUCCCUGGCACCAGGUCCUGAAGCUGUGAGGGGAGAGGGCCCAGGCCUAGGGAUACCAGAGUCUGGCUGAGCCAAAGAGGGGACCUGGGAUUGAUGUUCCUUUGGUCUCUAGAGCAGACAGUGUCCUGGGCCAGGUGCUGGGGUCCCUGUGGAAAGCUCAUGGCACCUGCUCUGGAGUCCAGGCGAGGGUAUGUCAGUUCUUACUUUUGUCUUCAUUUCUUGUCUUGUUAAAAAAAUAGCUCUAUUCCCUUGACCCUUCUCCUGGCCAUCCAUGAUGGCCUUAUCGCCUCCCCUGGGGCCAAGAGGACAGCGGAAGGGGCAGGGGAGUGCACUGGGUGCUGGGCAGUGGUGGGCAGGGCAAGGCAUCAGGCCACACCAUUUACUGGAUGCCCCGAAAGAGGCACAUGGCGAAGAUCAUGGCGAAAAGCUGCAAAGCAAGCAGGAGUCAGCUCAUCAGGUUGGUUCCACAGCCCCCUGGGACUGCCCAGCUCACUCCGAAGGGAAGAGGCCAUCUGCCUCUGGGCAGGACGGGGCGAGGAGCAGCACCUACCUCCUGGGGGGAUUCCUGACAUGCCCCUGCGACCAAGCCCCUCUCACCAGCCCCCGGCCCCUUUUACGCAGCAUCAUGGGGAGAAGGGGGAUUUUGGAAACUGAGUCACAGGUCCAAAUCCAGCUCCCUGAUUUGUCAGCACUGACCUUGAGCAAAGCACUUCGCUUCUCUGGGCCUGAGUAUGUAUCCAGAGCUUCCCGAGUGCCAGGCAGAGUUCUAACAUGCUUUCUCAGAAACCUUUCCAUGGACCAGGAAGCAAGGCACAGAGAGGUCACAUAAGCUGCCUAAAGUCACACAGCUACCAGUGGGGAGCCAAGGUUUGAGGCCAGGCAGUCUGACUCCAUGGUCACAACCCUGCACUUUCCCUGCCAGCUCAUAGGACGGUGGUGAGAUUUAAACUGAGGCAGUUAUCUAAGGACAGAACCUGCUUGUCAGCUAGCAGAUGCAGGACUAUUGUGAAUAUCAACCCUCCCAGAGUUAUGCAGUUAAUCCCCGGAUGCUCGUCUGGGGGGCUCUGGGGAGGUGAAGUAGGCAGAGACCCUGCCUUAGGGUCUCCCCUUUGACCAGAUUAGCGAGGUCACCACGGCCAGAGUUCUUCUUGCAAGUAACCAAGGAAUAGUCCCAAAAACACAGCUCACAGCUGAGUCUCCAGGAGGCUCAGUGGGCAGGGGAGGCUGGGCCAAGCUGGCACAGUUGAGGGUCCUCCUCAAAUAACAGUCUGCCUCCUGUAGGGUCAGCCCAGGCUUAUGGCUGGGCAGGGUGUGAGGCAGAGGAUCAAGUACAGAGACACUGCUUACUGCCCACCAGGCACAUUGUCCCCAUCCUCUGCAAUCUCACAGGCCCUAGGAGCAGGGUAAUUUGCACCGUUUUGCAGAUGAGGAAACUGGCUCAGAUGUCCUGCAUCUGUGGAGAGGCGGGGCUGGAACUCUUGCUCUCCCUGCCUGGGACACAUUCCUGAGACUUCCCCAGUUCUUGUUCAUCGUUGCCUCCUAUGAGAGGACUUGUUCACCUACAACAGUGCUAGCACUUGGCAGGGGCUCAGUGUCUGCUUGUUGAAUAAAUGAAUGAAUAAAGUGACUUCUCUCUGUCCCCAUUCCUGAUGGCCUCCACAGAACCACUCCCAGUGGGGCUGCUAGGCACGAUAGGAAACUAAGGAUCAGGCUAUCUGAUUUCCUUUCCCUGUAGGCCGUAGGCCAGAGGCCAAGGGCUGGAUGAGUCUCCAGAGUGUCUGGUGAGGGGUGGGCGAUGGUACCCAUCCAGCCCCCAGCAGGUGGGUUUGAUAUCCUAGGGAGGACUGCUGGAGAGGGCAGCAGCUCCUCCCUUUGGCUGGAGCACCACCUAGUGGUGGCUGCAAACAGUCUGCAGGGCUUACCUUUCUGGGGAGAACUAUGAUCACCACUGGCAGAUUAACUAGGCCCUGUAGGCCCUGAACACUCCAAAGAGAAUAGGCCUGAUCUAGAACCACAGGCUGCUUCCCACCCCUCAAGUCAAGAGUGCACCCUGGACCUCGGAGCUAGGGUGGAGGUGGGGGCAGGGAUGGGGAGUGGGAAGGCAGCGUUGAGGGGUAUCUUUUAGGGCCUGCCCACCCGACUGCUGGGAGAUGGCUCUAGGCAUCCUCUCCAGAGUCUAAGGAUGUUGCUCAGGUGGCAAAUAGACAAAUGGGCUUGUACCCUCCAGUGUUCGUAGCAGGUACCCAGUUGGUCCUGGGUAAGGAAAUGGGGCAGGCUGCCCUCUGCAGAGCGGAGGAGUGGGACCC
Nycticebus coucang (slow loris) is the source of this 8167-nucleotide messenger RNA. RefSeq names its product tumor protein p53 inducible protein 11 (gene TP53I11). Lineage: Eukaryota; Metazoa; Chordata; Mammalia; Primates; Lorisidae. The coding region runs from base 364 to 1077 and encodes 237 amino acids. The transcript is spliced from 6 exons. The record is from RefSeq and is a predicted model, not a curated record.